Molecule: messenger RNA, 1647 nt
Organism: Ornithorhynchus anatinus (platypus)
Lineage: Eukaryota; Metazoa; Chordata; Mammalia; Monotremata; Ornithorhynchidae
Gene: RP2
Product: RP2 activator of ARL3 GTPase
Exons: 5
Coding region: 41-1081 (346 amino acids)
Biological process (GO): post-Golgi vesicle-mediated transport
Cellular component (GO): cilium; periciliary membrane compartment
Molecular function (GO): GTPase activator activity
Source: RefSeq, a predicted model, not a curated record
GCGGCGCAGGGAGCGGAGACCGCGGGCGGCGGCGGCGGCCAUGGGCUGCUUCUUCUCCAAAAAGGCGCGGCGGAAGGGCGAGCCCGAGGACCCCCGGCCCAAGCAGUACAGCUGGGACAGCCGGGACAAGGUGGACCCCAGAGACUACACGCUGAGCGGCUUGAAGGGGGAGACGGUGGGCCGGCUGCCCGGCCAGGUGUCCGGCCGGCCGCUGGCCAUCCAGGACUGCUCCGACUGCCGCAUCUUCAUCUUCGACCACUCGGCCGCGGUGACCGUCGACGACUGCACCAACUGCAGGUUCUUCCUGGGGCCGGUGAAGGGGAGCGCGUUCUUCCGCAACUGCCGGGACUGCAAGGCCGUGGUGGCCUGCCAGCAGUUCCGCAGCCGGGACUGCGCCGAGCUGGACGUGUUCCUCUGCUCCGCCACCCAGCCGGUCAUCGAGGCCUCCAGCGGCGUCAGGUGCGGGUGCUUCCAGUUCUAUUACCCGGAGCUGGCCUCCCAGUUCAAGGCGGCCGGCCUGAGCGUCUUCAACAACUGCUGGAGCCGGGGUCACGACUUCACCCCCGCGGCCGGGGAGGACCACUGGAGGCUCCUGGCGGAGGACGGCGGGCUGCGGGACUGCGUCCCCCCGCCCGCCGCCGAGGAGCUGAAGGCCGUCCGGGUCAGCGCCGAGGCCGGGCGGAGCAUCGUGCCGGUCACCUGGGGCCACAGGCCGAAGCCCAGCGACGAGUCCUGCCUGGCGGUGCUCUUCGCCGGCGAUUACACCACCGCCAACGCCAGGAAGCUCAUCGACGAGAUGGUUGGCAAAGGCUUUUUACUGGUUCAGACGAAGGAAGUGUCGAUGAAAGCUGAGGACGCGCAGAGGGUUUUCCAGGAAAAAGCAUCCGAUUUCAUCCCGCUCCUGGAUAAAGGGUCUGUGGUCGCCUUAGAGUUUAACGGAGAUGGUGCGGUCGAACAAUGCCAGAGCAUCGUCAGCGACAUCUUCAGCGGGACCAAGAUCUUCGUAUCCGAAAGCAAGCUGGCAGCGGCUCGUGAUGUAGACAGCUUCUACAACUUCGCCGACCUGCAGAUGGGAAUGUGAAAUCCCCCCCAGACCUCGACCGGCGGAGCGAGGCUCCUGUUUUUCGACGCGUACGUGUAGGUCGGGCUCGUAUACUUUUUUGCACUAGGGAGGUCUUCAUUUUAUACCGAGGCUAAAAUGUUAAGAGGCUAUUUUUGAAGGAAUCUGUCGAUAUCGGGUGCGUCGGUUACCCGCCGCGGAGCAAGUAGUUUGUUUUUAAAUUGAGAAAUUCCGUACGAAUAAUUGUCAGAUUUCCCCCCCUCCCCCGCCCCCUGCACCCCCCAAGAAAUGCACUUUCCGCCCUAGAAAUGUGCAUUCUUUAAACCGGACUUUCCAAUGAACUGUGACAGGUGAACAUCUGCAGUGAAUUUUAAUAGGUGAAAGCUCUCCUGGAACAUACUUGAUGGGUUUUUUUCUAAAUGCAAUAUCUUCUUAAACCAAAACAUCUCACCACAUACGUGCACAGUACAUUUUUUAGAUUGAUUAGAAACCUUUUUGAAUUUUAACCUUUUUGCACUUCAGGACUAUCCUAUGAGGGGGGAAAGAAUCUCCUCACCAAAUACAUGCACAGGACAUUUUUAGAUUGA